AUGUUUGGUUCCAAGACACCUGCCUGUGAUUUUCAAGUGAACGAAAAUAAAACUUUGAUUAGCUGCUUCAGGCAUACUACACAGGUGAGGAAGCUCCUGGAUAGUGAUGAAGAGUUCACAUUUUCCUCAGAAGAAGAGCGGGAAUCCAACGAAGAACGUUUGCAUUUUGAAGAGCGACUUGAUCCAGCCGAGGAUACAAUUUCAAAUGAGUUCUGUAUGGUGUAUUCGGAGGUUCCAAAUUUCAGUGAGCCAAAUCCAGAGCUGCUUGCACAAGCUAACCAACAGAAUAAGACCGGUAAAGAACAGCAGGGAAAUUCUCCACCGAAUCAAAAUGCAGGUACACCUGCUCAAACAGGAAAUGGUAGUGUGCCAGUAUUUCCUAAUAACAAUGCUGCUCCUGUGCCUCGGGAUCCCAACCUUGGGGCUCCAGGAAGACCCAACGGCCGUGUUCCAGGCAACGGGCCACCCCCAGUAACGGCAGGGGGACCUCCUGCUCCACCAAAACCCACAGUCACCAUUAGCAAUGGCAGGGACCCAAGAAGAGCUUCAAAAAGAUGAGACAUUGACUGCAAAACAACUUCCCUGUUCCCACUCCUCCCUAAAAUCCUGCCACUCCAGUCUGCUCACUACAAUUGUACAGGGGGUUUAUCUGAGUUACCGUAGCCUUUCUGCCAGCUCAAACCAGUCUGGCCAUUCGCCGUUGACCUCUAUCAUCAACAAGGCAUUUCCAUCUGUAGAACUGCCGCUCACUGGAUGUUUUUUUGUUUUUCGCACCAUUUUGAGUAAACUCUAGAGACUGUUGUGCUUGAAAAUCCUAGGAGAUCAGCAGUUACAGAAAUACUCAAAACAGCACGUCUGGCUGCAACGAUCAUGCCACGGUCGAAAUCACUGCGAUCACAAUUUUUUCCCCAUUCUGUUGGUUGAUGUAAAUAUUAUCUGAAGUUCCUGAUCCGAAUCUGAAUUAUUUUAUGCAUUUCACUGUUGGCACACGAUUGGCUGAUUAGAUAAUCAAAUGAAUAAGUAGGUUUACAGGUGUUCCUAAUAAAGUUCUAAGUGAGAAUAUAUAGACGGCCACCUUUGGGCAUUGCAUUGUGACUCAUGCAUUUUUUUUUUUAUUAUUGUUGGAUUUUUAA
Myxocyprinus asiaticus (Chinese sucker) is the source of this 1133-nucleotide messenger RNA. Its product is annotated as SOSS complex subunit B2-like. The record is from RefSeq and is a predicted model, not a curated record. The transcript has 5 exons. Lineage: Eukaryota; Metazoa; Chordata; Actinopteri; Cypriniformes; Catostomidae. Bases 1 to 558 code for a protein of 185 amino acids.